GCGCGAGCCGGCGCGUCCGCCUCAUCCUGCCGCAGCGGGGAACAUGGCGGCCGCCGCCGCGCUAGUGCGGCAAAGCGACUCGGCUGCGGCCGCCCCCGCCGGGAAACCUUGAAUCCUGUACCAAAAGUGACAAUUUGUUACAUAAAGAAACAUUAAUGAGAAAAAGGAAUAUACAAAUAAAUUUGCAGCUGAAUUUCACAAAAUGAACUUGGCCUAUUAUGGAAAUUGACUGAAAGAAGGCCAGAACACUUCAGUGAGUUAGAUUGUUUUGAUGUGGAAUUGGAUCUCACAGCUUGAUGCAAAUAAAACAAAUAAAGCUUCCUGCACUACUACUGUUCCUACAUUUUGACCAUGGCAGCUUUAGCUUUAGACUGUAAGCAAAAGAAGUCAAGAUCAAGAUCUGGAAGCAAGAAAAAAAUGCUGCCAUUACCUCAUAGUGCUGAUGAAGUUUACAUACUCCGAUGCAGGUUUUGUGGUCUGGUCUUCCGUGGACCUUUGUCUGUUCAGGAAGACUGGAUAAAGCACUUGCAGCGACACAUUGUCAAUGCAAAUCUUCCACGAACUGGAGCUGGCAUGGUUGAAGUCACAUCACUACUUAAAAAGCCUGCCUCAAUUACUGAAACUUCAUUUUCUUUACUGAUGGCAGAGGCAGCAUCAUAGAACAAACAUUUUAAAUUUGAAUUGGGUGUAAAUUUGAAAUACUUUGUCAUUUUUUUUAAAGUUGCUACACUAAAUUAUGUUUAUAAAUCCUGAAGCCAGAAAGAUAGGGAAGGUGAAUUACAGUAACAUCAAAAUAAAUUGAGUACUUAACAGUUACAGUAAGUAGUCUUUAUAUUUUAUAUAGGGUGAAAGAUGUGUUUUUAAGGUUUACUAUGUUUUUGUCAGUUACUGUGUUCACUUAUCAAUACAAAACCAUUACAUGUAAAGCAGCCAUUUUUAAAUUGUUGCACAUGGGUACUUAAAGACAGAUUUUAUUAAAAAAAUGAAAAUAAAACAAAACCAUGUUCUCAGCAGUGUUACCAGAAUCAAGGCUCUGUUUAUUCCAAAAAGACUUGCAUAGUAAAAUAAGAUAUUAUUAUAUUUUGUUUGUAUGUAUGUAGUGUUUUGUAUAAUACCAAGAACUGCUAAUACAAUUUACUCAAUUUAGGGCAUUAAAUAUCAUGUACUUCAUAGUUCAAAAGACUGUUUCAUUCAAAUAGGGCAAUUAGUACUAUUCUAUCUAGGUGUGUAAGUGUUUUUUUUUUUUAAAUCACAUGAAGCUUUUUUGUACUAAAAAGUGGAGGGAAACUUGUUUAAACAAAUAUUUCUAAGAGAAAUAUGUACAUAGUACUGGAAAUUAUUUGUGGUAAGGAAAUAUUCUUUACUUCAGUUGCAUUUCUCACUGACAAUAAAGCGGUGCAUCUAUGCUACCUCCUACUUGUCAACAAAGAUGGUAUUUACCCUUACAUCUGUAUCAUAGAUUCAAAUCUAACUUCCUUUAUUGCGAAGCAUCUUUUUGUUAACACGUUUGUUUCUUUAUGAAAGUCUGACUUGCUUACAGAACAGUUUGCCUCUGCUACUUUAUUUAACACUGUAGAAAUGUACUAAUAAGCAUUGCUCACUACACGGUUUAGACUAGACCUUUUCAUUUAUAAUUCUGUUUAAAAAAAUUAUCAUUUUAGCAAAUUUGACCACCAAUUGAAAUGUUUCUACAUAUGAAGAGAAUGUUUACAAUUUAAAUUUUAGAACUUGUUUUGGAUGUGAUUAAUAUGUAUGAAACUGUGUAACACUAUGCUCAUGCUAAGGACCUACUUACGGAGUUACUGAAAUAAAUGUGCUGUGAGGAUGGAAAAUAUGGUGCAGGUGUCUUGGUCAUGAUAAAUUUGUGUUUGUUCAUUUAGCCUGUCUUCAAACAUGAUUUAAUUUUUAAUCAGUAAAUCAAAUUCCUCUCUGAAUCAGUUUUGUAUGCAAGUAACAUUUCAUUUUAUUCAUGUAGGGUAAUUAAUACUGUAGUUAAGCCAAGGAUAUGCAUUGAUAUUUUCUGUAUAUGUAAAUAAAGUUAAAAGCAGUUAAAACAAGAGGAGUAUUUUGGUAGAGUAUAUACAUACCUCACUGCCAGUGAAAUUGCUUUCCUAUGGUAUAUCUCCUUACCAGAAAAAUCUCUAAAUAAAAAGGUUUAAAGAAAA
Alligator mississippiensis (American alligator) is the source of this 2165-nucleotide messenger RNA. RefSeq names its product zinc finger protein 644 (gene ZNF644). Gene Ontology annotation, cellular component: nucleus. Gene Ontology annotation, molecular function: RNA polymerase II cis-regulatory region sequence-specific DNA binding; DNA-binding transcription factor activity, RNA polymerase II-specific. The transcript is spliced from 6 exons. Lineage: Eukaryota; Metazoa; Chordata; Crocodylia; Alligatoridae. The record is from RefSeq and is a predicted model, not a curated record. Gene Ontology annotation, biological process: regulation of transcription by RNA polymerase II. Bases 352 to 660 code for a protein of 102 amino acids.